AUGACGAUAUGCGCGCUGCCCAGACGCCUCUACAUGCGAAUAUUUGCCGACACCAUCACGGAGACGGGAUCGCCCGCGCGAGCUUUACAGGCGCUGUACUUCACACUGGAGCGGUCGAUAUACUACAACAGAAUGAGCAGCUACUCACUCAACGAGCCUGAUCGUGAGGCCGCUGUUGCAGAUAUAGUGACAUUUGAACCGAUGCAGGUUCCGAAGGAUUUCAAGGGAUACUGGGCCGUUGCGGGCAUUCUGGCCGUCUUUCUUGCCGCCUUCGCCGCGGUGAUCUGGCUCUAUCGCCCGACGCAGUACAGCCUACCGGGAAACUCUUGGCACGUCAUCGCGCAAGUUUCUGAGAGUGCUGAGCUUGUCGAGGUCCUUCAAAAGGCGAGGUUGGCAACGGACGAUGAGGUUGAUAAGUUGAUUGAGGGGAUAUCGUACCCCCCUUCCAGUCCUGUCAGCGGUGGCGCAACUUCCUACGUCAAGAAGGUUCUCGAUGAAGCGCGGCGGCACUUCUUGGCCGGUAGGGAGUCCUUCGUUGCUUCGGGUUCACAGAGGGCAAUGCCGCGUUUCGUUCUCCAGAAGGGCGUUUUUGUCGGUGUGCCAGAGGAGGAGAUGAACACCACACUACGAGCCAGCGGCUUCCAGCGCUGCACGGUUAGGAAAGGCUCUGAGAGCGAAAAUGUGGACUGA
Molecule: messenger RNA, 690 nt
Organism: Colletotrichum chrysophilum
Lineage: Eukaryota; Fungi; Ascomycota; Sordariomycetes; Glomerellales; Glomerellaceae
Exons: 2
Coding region: 1-690 (229 amino acids)
Source: RefSeq, a predicted model, not a curated record